Molecule: messenger RNA, 1032 nt
Organism: Parascedosporium putredinis
Lineage: Eukaryota; Fungi; Ascomycota; Sordariomycetes; Microascales; Microascaceae
Source: the annotation of a GenBank genome assembly
AUGCACGGCACUCUCUCAAGGGGCCGAAGGACAGAGCAGCAGAGCCUAGCGACAAGCAAUGCUCCCCCAAUGGCCACGCUUGUGACGGAGGGAAAUAAGAGCAUAUGGUGCUGGAUCACCGCCCGACCGGAUGUAUCUGUUGGUCACAACAGAGAAUGGAACCAUCUCAGCCUUGACCAACUGCUUUCAAUACUAGAGUAUGACAUUCAGCUACCCACAGCUGAGCCCGUUCACGCACAAAGCUCCCCGCCAAGCCUUGAACCCACUUUAGAUUUAUCCCUCCCGCCUGUCAGGCCGAGACUCUAUGUCAGUGAAAGCAAGAUGUGGAAUUGCUUAACAGGCCAUGGUGUCGACUAUCAGAAAGUCACCAAAUUUGAAUGGCUAGCACUUGUGGGCAUCGCAUCGGUGAUGGAGGAGGGCAUCCUCCAAGGUGACCUCACGAGGCUGGUCAGCCAAGACAAACGCUCACUACCAAAACGAACCGAUGCGUUGGCUCGGAAGGGAUACAUUGUUAAGAGGCCAAUAUUAGCACGUGGUUGCAAGACAAGUAAGCUUUGGUUAAAGCCCUUCGCUCCCUCUGUUCAAAUCCAGAAGCAUCCAACCGAAACGAUAACGGAGAUCUGCAACGCUGAUUUUCCGCGCGAUGCUAUUGUCGGCGAUCUUGAACCUGUCCCUUGGCGCCACCACUGGUCAGGAGACACUAUCGAUUACGCUACGCUCGGCCGGUCGAUUAUGGGCGUUGUCAAGGAAUUUGGUGUUAUACGAUAUCAAGACUUGCGCAUGAAACUAGGCGUCGCUGGACAUCCUUGGCAGAUGAAGGUUGUAACUCGCACUUGUCGUUUCUUCAUCGAACUCGGUCUGUUACAAUACGUGACAGCAAGUAUGGGAAACCGGAUCUUUCGUGAUUGUAUAAAGUUCAAACGGGACAUCACACCAGAUGACCUAGCUAUAUUUAUCUCCGGUGGGGUUCGGCCUUCAAGUUCGGAAACAAUCAUGAGCCCAAAAGCUCACCACAAGAAUGCCCAAGGAUAA